Messenger RNA from Oryzias latipes (Japanese medaka), 6428 nucleotides. The record is from RefSeq and is a predicted model, not a curated record. Lineage: Eukaryota; Metazoa; Chordata; Actinopteri; Beloniformes; Adrianichthyidae.
GACUUGACCAGAUACGUCACUGUAUCUGAACAGGGAGAAUAGUUUCGUCCGCUUGUCAUUCCCAAAGGAGGAAGAGGGUGUGUUUAGAAAUUUACCUGUUCAGUGCUCUCGUGGGCAGUAACAUAUUUGAACCCUCAAAAUUAACUGAGUUUACUAUCGUCACGUAAAACGCUGGCUUCACUCAGGCGUAAAACGGAGAAGGCGAUAAAGGUACCCCAGCCUGAUGAUCUGUAGCCGCUGCUGAUGCUAAAAAGAUCCUGACACGUGGCUCCAACAUGAGUGUGACAUCGUGGUUCCUGGUGAGCAGCUCAGGCACACGCCACCGGCUUCCUCGGGAGAUGAUCUUUGUUGGUCGAGAUGAUUGUGAGCUUAUGCUGCAGUCUCGCAGCGUGGACAAACAACACGCAGUGAUAAACUAUUCCUCAAACACAGAUGAGCACAUGGUAAAAGACCUUGGCAGCUUAAACGGGACCUUUGUGAAUGACCUCAGGAUCCCGGACCAGACCUACAUCACUCUCAAGCUGUCAGACGUCAUUCGCUUUGGUUAUGAUUCUCAUGUGUAUAUCUUGGAGAAGAGUCAACACAAGGUCCCUGAAGAAGCUCUAAAACACGAGAAGUACACCAGCCAGCUGCAGCUCGGUGUGAAGGCCCUGGAAGCCAAGACAAAAGAAAAACAGCAGCUCCAGAGCUCAGAAAAGAGCAAAGAGGGCAAACCUCAGGCUGAGCAGAAAGCCCAGUCCCUCACAGCUUCCACAGAUUCUCCAGGAUCUAAGCCGACUCCACUAUAUGGCCAACCAUCCUGGUGGGGGGAGGAUGAAGAUCCAUCCAAUCCAAAGCAGAAUAAUGAUGAAAGAAUUCAAGAGUCUCCAGAGCCUUCUAAAGACCCACUCAAAUCUGAGAUCAACGGGUCUGUGUCAGACAGUCAGGCCAAGCCCUUGUUCUCUUCUCGUCAGGAGCCCAACUACUUUGAAAUUCCAACAAAAGAUUUACAGCAGCAGCAGCAGCAGCACUCCAUCAAGAAACCUGAGUCUCAGCUUCACGAGAUUCCAACAAAGGACACAUCAGACCAUGGCAUCCCUUCCACUCCCACACCCCCUGUGGUGCAAAGCCACGCCUCCUUCACGAUCGAAUUUGAUGACUUCACUCCAGGUAAAAUGAAGAUCAAAGACCACGUCACCAAGUUCGCUUUCCGGCAGCAGCGCAAGCAGCCCACCGCCGAGGUUGUAACCACACCUACGGAGGUGAUAUCUGUGGAAAGUAAAGUUUCUGAUUGGCUAGUCCAAAGCAAUGCUAGUAUGAUAAAGAGGAGGACGUCUCUGUGUGAAGAAAUGUAUAGUACCAACAGUGAACCAUCCAUUUUUGAGAUUGCCAAAGAGCACAGAGACGAUGUUAAUCACGCGGAUUUGAGGCAUCUUCCAACCCGAAAUGAUGGUUUCAACCAAUCAGAACCUCAGCUUUCAGAAAUCUUGAGGGCUGACCCAACCCAACACCUUUCCUUCCCAGAUUCUGGGGACUUUUCACCUGAAUCUCAAUCUAUUUCCAUUCAGGGCAAAGCGGAGGCUCACCAAGCCUUUGUCAUUGAAUUCUUUGAUAACUCGCGGAAAAACCGUUCUCAGUCCUUCACCAAUAACAUUCCACCUGAGCCCUCAGGUCUCCAACCCCAUCAGGAAAAAACAAGCAAGAGCUCAAGUCCUUCUGGAGGUAAACAGGCUCCACCCACAUCCUUAUGCACACCUCCAACCCAGCGCUACACGAUCCCACUGAAGGAUGCUUCCCCCACUGGAUUUCAACGAUCUGGGUCUCUACGAAAAGAGAAGACAGAAGACCGCAUCAGCACCGGUUUUUCUUCCCGCUCUUCCUCCUCUGUAACUGUAAGACCCUUUGGUAGCGUAGGCCGGAGAUCCAAACUGUCUCAGGAAUUUACCGCUGAAUUGCGCAGACAGCAGAAACAGAAUUCUUCCUCUAGCUUGGACAAAAGUGCUUCUAGUUCCCCUAAAAUGGCUCACAAAAGGACUGUGGUAAUUUCACAGUUCAGUCAAAGUUCUGCAAGUCCUCCUCCAGUGGAUGAACUUAUCCAGCCUCAGACUUCUUCCCCUGUCCACGAGCCUUUUCCUCUGAAAACACCUGUCAGUUCCCAGGCAUCUCGCACUGUGGAUGUUCAGAGUCAAAGAAAUCAGGAGGAGGACAAUCUGAGUGAUGCAGGAACGUACACUAUCGAAGCAGAUGUUCAAGAUAAAGAACUGGAAGAAGCACGGCGCAAGAUUGAUCAGGUCUUUGGUCUCAGUGAGAGCCCAGAACCAUUGUACGACAGUGAAGCAGAGACAUCAUCAGCGUUUAGGCCUGUUGUUGGUCAGGGCAGGGAGGAGGAUAGGCAGAGUAGCUGUGAGGGCGUGAGGCCAGCUCCAGAGCAGGGACAUGAUCUGAUAAAGGUUCAGGCAGCAGGUGCAGGGUUACUCCAGAGUCCAAAGUGGAAGUGUUGUUGGGCCAGCCUGGCAGACACUUACACAGAAUCUGGCCCGCCGUCUGGCCUCUCUGACAUCGCCUCCCAGAUGGAACUGUCAGGAGAGGUACAGGGUACUCUCAGCCAACGCCAGGACAACUUGGACAAUGCUGAUGGUUCAAAGGCUCGGCGCAGUUUACCACAACUACCACAAAGAGAGAGGAGUGACGCUCCGUUGCCCAGUAUUCAUGUUCACUAUAACCCUAACUCAACAUUUGAAAUAAAAGAAGAGAACCUGAAGCCCGAAGAUGGUAUUUACAGGUUAAUCGUGCAGGAUGACGUAGAGCCAGACAGUCUGAGUGAUGCCAGCAAGUCGGAUGAUGGAUCUAUCGUAGAUCAAUGUCAGCGAAAGCGGUACGAUGAAGGAGACGAGCUUGAAAGUUCUGUGAAGUCUACGUCUUUCUACAUCGGAUCGGAAGAGGAAGUCACAGCGCAACAUGCUGGCGUAAAUUGCAAUACACCCAAGACUGAACAAAAACACACAACUAAAUCCUUCUCAACAGCCACUCUCACCAAACAAAAAGGGGCUCACGACACUGGAAAGGUCAAACCCAAUGCUUCAGAACCUGGACUGGGACUCAGAAUGCAAAGUCCAGAAGGGAGAGAAGCAGCAGUGUCAUUAAUCAGACAGGAGAGCUUUACUAAGGAGGGACCCAUUAAUGCCAAACUGCCAAAUAUUUCUGCUCAUUCUGUUCAAAGAGACCCAGACCCAGGGACUUUUCAAGGCAGCACAGGUCCGGAGACGCAUUCUUACCUCAAACAGACUGAGGAUGCUCUGGCUGUUCUAGAAGCCAAACUGCAAGCAGGACAUCCCAGAAUCACUCCAUCGCCUAUCACAGACUCUCUGUCUGGAGAAUCUGACAUCGAUACCUCCAGUACAAUCAGCCAGCAAAGCAAUAAGACCAAACCAAAAACUUCGAGUGGUUUCCAUCGUGAGAGAUCUUAUACCUUUGGAACUAGCCAGGAUGCAAGUCUCCAGUCUAAAAAGCAGCGCUUGUAUGGAUCAAGCAGCAAUAAGGUGGAGCCAGUCAAGAGGCCAGUGGCCCUGAGAAGAAGCACGGGAAAGCGUGGCUCUGUGGACCUUAGCGACGACACGCAGAGUCUACCGUACUCUGAUCAGGAGUCCAACCACAGCCAAGCUCGCACCAAGUACACAAUCCCCCUUCAGAAGGGGGACGGCAAGACCACAAAAGCAUCUCAGGGUUUAAAUCGUGCCAACAGCUUGUCUGCACCUAGACCCACAAGGGCCUCCAUGCUCCGCCGUGCACGCUUAGGAGAGUCCGACAACGAAGGGAUGGAGACCGACAAGCUGGGCCAGGACGCCAACAGUUUGUCCUCUAAACAGCCCCUGGAAGCAAAGAAACCCUCCCGACUGGAUAUGCUGGCUAUGCCUCGCAGGCGAGCAGGUUCGUUCAACACACCUAGCGACUCUGAUGCCUCUUCCACCGCUCAGUGGACAGGCAAGAGCACAGGAAUGUCCAAUCGCAGCACAGAGUCGAGCAGCAACUCUGUUCAGAGGGCGUCUGCUUCCGGAGCCAAGCCCAUUGAAAGGCCACAGAAGCCGGUCCUCAGUAAAACCCCGCUUACUCGUGCACGCUCGAGCAUCACCAAGUACACCAGCAGCACAGCGAGCUCUCGGAGGCGGCAGAAGGGCUCUGACUAUACUUCUACCUCAGAUGAGGAGUACGACUCAAACUGGAGCCACCUUAAACACAAACGCUCCCAACCUUCCUCAGCUUUUCAAAGUCCACGCGGUCAGCCUUUGGUGGCGAGGCAUCCCAAGCCCCACAGCAGAGACUCUGAAGAGGAAAUCCAGGGAGAGAGCUUCCACAGCUGGUCCACCCACAGUGCUGAGAUCGCUCGGUUGAGUCAAGAUUUGGCCAAAGACUUGGCCAUUUUAGCCAGAGAGAUUCACGACGUUGCAGGUGACGGCGAUUCGCAGGUCUCAGAGGUGGAGAACGGUGCAACUGCAUCCACUGCUGCUCACGAGCAGGUAGCACCGAGAAAAAGUUUGAUCCUGAGUCUAGAAUCUGGAUUAAACCACAGAGUCCAGCUGAGUUCUGCACCGAGACAGGAACCUGAUCUGAGUUUAAUCAACCAUGGACAGAAAUCCAAACAACGAGCUCAAAGCAAAGAGGAGGAUUCCCUGGACAGUUUGGUGCUGAAUCCAGUUUAUCAGGUCAUAAUGGCCAUCAGUGAAAACACGGAGCAACUUUCAGAAAAAAUAAAAGUUCUGUUUCAGGAUAGGAUUAAUAUCUGGGAAGAGAUGGAGACAAGGAUGGAUGCUGAUGGGGAUUUUCCAGAUAUUCCAACUUCAAACAAGGAAAUAAAAUCUAUACUGAAGAAACUUUGCAGUGUUCAGAAACAGCUUGAAGUCAUCAACACCAUCAUGGGGCCCAGCAGUACACAAGAACCUCCCAAGACUUCAGCGCUUCCUGCUUCCUCCUCAUGUGAAGGUAGAUCCUCCAGAGUUCCUCCCUCCCGAGACUGGAGGACAGUCCACUCCGUAUCCAAACGAGGCGGAGGCCCGAGGCCCAGCGAGAGCGUCCGGAGAGCCGCGGUCACCCCAGAGGAUCUCAGGCAGGCUUAUUUAGUCUGAGAUCCGGCACAGACAGCUGGAUUUCUGCCAUAAAUAAACCCAGAUGCUGAUUGUACACAAGUGAAAGCAGGUAAAGGAGAAGUGAGACUCCAGAGGCCUCCAGCUCAUCCAAAGCUGCCCGAGACAUUUCGCUAUGUUUCCGCUUUAAAACACCUCAACCAGAAUCUGUUUACUACAAAUUACUUUUGUUAUAUUGCCAAUGAGAAGACCAACAGACGGGAUUUUUAAAUCAGUGUUAUUGUGUGGUUUACUAAAAAAAUCAGCCUGAGCAGGAGCAUCUCAGGGAAAUCUUUACGUACUUCAGAAAAGUUUGUUUACAGCCCAGUCAUCUUCAGGCAGAGCAUUUCAGUCAAAACGGAGUUUGGUGAUGGAGGGGUAACAACCAUGAAUGCCUGUUCUUUUUUUUCCAUGAAUGAAUGUGUAUUUAUGUUAUGACCCUUUUAUUUACCAGAUCUGUAGAAGAUCGGGGAAACUGUCAGAUUUUGGGAGACUCAGUCGGCUCUAAUGCAUUUUAUGCAAUGUUGCACAGUUGAUAUAUGACACUUAAACCUUAAAGUUAAAAAAAAGGAUGAACUCCAGUAAAAUCACUUGCUGGUUUUGAACUGAAAUUAUAAAUAUAUAAAAUAUUUAAAGCCUGUUUUAUGAGGUGCAUUUUUGUGUCAAAAACAGUUCUGAACGCACACAAUUAAACGAGCUGAACAACAGAUGCACCUCCCUCAGCAUUUGUGUAUUUAUAGUUAGAAAUAUACAUGCUGAGCACUGUCAGAGCAUUGUGAUGCCAGUUUCUCUAAAGUCACAAGUUCUUUUUUGCUGAGUUCUCACAUGACCGUAAAUUUUAGCGAUGAAGUUGUAAAACCUGAGUUUGUUGAGUAAAGAUCUGAUGACUGUUAUGCAGAUUACCUCUUGAUUAUUAUUUUUAUUUUUUUUGCACUAAUGGAAACCUUGUCCCUUCAUCCUAAAAUGCUGCAAAGCUGAAACUUGUUCUUCCAGGUUGAAGAUUGUCGUUUGUGCUGCUGUUGAAGCAGAAAAAGGUUGUUUAUUCUGAAGCAGAUCCUGCUGGUGGGUCUGACUGGGAUGCAUCUACAGGAGCCACCCACGCUGUUUAGUUCAGCUUGUUGACUCAAACAAAAUGUUUUUCUGAAUACAUAGCUGCUACGGGACAACCCACCCUGAAGUUUUACUGUAUCAAAUAAGAAAAAGUUUCAAUAUUUUGAUGGUCAGUUUUUGUUCAUUUUAUUCUGAAAUGAUUGUCUUUUGCUUGCGGAUAUUUAUGUUUGAAAUCAUUUGUAAAUUGUUGAUUUUUAUUUUUGAAUAAAAUUAAUAACCAAA